AUGGCUGCAUUGCAGGCAUUCAAUCCAGGCACAGUUGUCAUGUGGGACAUGAUUCCGAAUUUGCACUCUACCUCAAUCGGAACUGAAAUGUACAUGAACUAUGUGUUCUGGGCAUUUAAACCUGCAAUAGAAGGCUUCAAGUAUUGUCGUCCAGUGAUAUGCAUUGACGGCACACACUUGUACGGGAAAUACGAAGGGAAGAUUGUUGCGGCCACUGCAGUGACUGCUGCGGACAAGAUUGUACUUCUUGCCUUUGCCGUUGUUGACAAGGAGGUGAUCGAGAGUUGGGGUUGGUUCAUUACUCUGCUUAGGCGACAUGUGUGCCGUGACCGAGAGGGGGUCACAUUGAUAUCCGAUCGACACACAGCUUUGCUUAGUGUCGUGUCAAGAAUUUGGGACAAUCCAGCAGUUCAACCAAGAGGAUACCAUAGGUAUUGCUUGCGACACGUAUGUAGCAAUCUCAAUGAAAGAUUCGGCAAUACAGUAGCGAGGGAUCUUGUGUGGAGAGCUGGUUCUGCACGGCAAGUGCUGAAGUUUAACAAGAUUAUGAACGAUAUCUACAAGCUCGAGAAGAAUGCUGAACGGUGGUUUAGACGGAUGGACCCUAUUCAUUGGACAUUGUGCCAUGAUGGUGGUUGUCGUUGGGGCAUAUUAACGACAAACCAUAUAGAGGGCUUCAAUGGUGCACUGAAAGGCGCAUGCAGUGUUCCCAUUACAGCAUCAGUUGAGAUAACUUUUUAUCGGCUCGUGAAAUAUUUUGACGAGGGCAGGACCAUUGCUGAAAAUGCGAGCCAUCGGGGUCACUUGUACACGGCUAAUGUUCAACGAUGGAUUGACGAGCACCAAGCUAAAGCGAAUGUGCAUAUGGGAAUAGGGGAAUAUGAGGUGAGGACAGCACCGCAUGGGAUGGGGGGUGGUGCUCGUCAAAUAGUUAGUCUCCGACCACCGAGUUGUUCAUGUGGGGAGUACACAUUAUUUCACUUGCCAUGUUCCCACAUGCUUGCUGUGACUGCAGAUUUGGGCGAGGACCCUUUUCCUUUCGUUGCACCAGAGUAUAGGUUGGAAGUCCACAAGCGUAUCUUCGCGCAGAAGUUUAGGCCCAUGUCGCACGAGCACUAUUGGCCUGACAAUGAUUACCCAACUUUGCUUGCUAUUCCAGCUCGACAACGUGAAGUUAAAACGGGUCGUCCUCAACAUAGCCGCAUACACAACGAAAUGGAUACUUCCAGACAAAGUGGAUUGCACCAUUGUAGUUUGUGUUUGCAAAGAGUGCAUGAUAAGAGAAAAUGUCCAGCGAGAAUCCGCUCAAUUCGACAGUAG
This is a messenger RNA of Camellia sinensis, 1320 nucleotides long. The record is from RefSeq and is a predicted model, not a curated record. NCBI's taxonomy places the organism in Eukaryota, Viridiplantae, Streptophyta, Magnoliopsida, Ericales, Theaceae.